AUGCCUAAUUCCCGGCGACGGUUGUUUACACGCGGCGAAUUGCGCCGGCAGGGUGUGCAGGUGGUAGCGCGGGGGUCGCAGACGGAGCUGGUGAGGAAUGGUAGAAGGUACCGGUUCGAUCGCAGCCAGACGCCGCAGGAGUCAUCCACGCCAGCGCCCACGCCCACUGAGCCCAUCGAGUCGUGCAGCGAGCAGCCCGUGGAGCACGACGAGAUUGCACCGCUAGAAACGCCGCCCAAGCGCAGGCGCUCGCUAUCGAGGCUGUCCGAGAAGGCCAAGCGGCUGCGUACGCCCGACCCGAAGCGCCCGGACGGCAGCCCCACAAAGCCCCCACGCAAGCACACCCACCUGACGCCGCUGGGCAAGCAAAGGAAGUGA
Molecule: messenger RNA, 378 nt
Organism: Linderina pennispora
Lineage: Eukaryota; Fungi; Kickxellomycota; Kickxellomycetes; Kickxellales; Kickxellaceae
Exons: 2
Coding region: 1-378 (125 amino acids)
Source: RefSeq, a predicted model, not a curated record